Aaosphaeria arxii CBS 175.79 is the source of this 1335-nucleotide messenger RNA. Its product is annotated as Aldo/keto reductase. The record is from RefSeq and is a predicted model, not a curated record. The coding region runs from base 139 to 1140 and encodes 333 amino acids. The transcript is spliced from 3 exons. NCBI's taxonomy places the organism in Eukaryota, Fungi, Ascomycota, Dothideomycetes, Pleosporales. Gene Ontology annotation, molecular function: oxidoreductase activity.
CGGAUAGCUCUCCAGUUAUAUAUCCAACAUUUGUCGUACAUCAUCACUCUCUUGCUUCACGUUAAUUUUCUUCCCUCUCAAUCCUCGCCCUCUCACUAAACUACGACACCCUCGCACAUCCCCUCAGAACCCCUCGUCAUGCCUCUCGUCGCGCAGAACCCCAAAGACCGCGUCAUCCUUGGUCUGAUGACGUUUGGCCCCGAUGAAGCUGCCGGCGCCCGCAUCACAGACUUCAACGAAUUCACAAAACACCUAGACUAUUUCCAGCAGCAGGGCUACAAUGAAAUUGACACGGCGCGCAUGUAUGUCGGCGGCAAGCAAGAAGCCUGGACCCGGGACGCCAAAUGGAAGGACAGGGGCUUCACGCUCGCGACCAAAGUGUACCCAUACGAGCCCGGCGUGCACAAGGCAGACAGACUGAAGGAGCAUUUCGAGAAAUCAUACAGCGAGCUUGGAAGCGAGCCUGUAGAUAUCUUCUACUUGCACGCCCCGGACAAGUCUGUCCCGUUCGCGGAGACACUCGAGGCUGUCAACGAGCUUCACAAGCAGGGCAAGUUCGUACAGCUUGGUUUGAGUAACUUUGCUGCAUGGGAGGUUGCGGAAGUAUGGAACAUUGCCAACGAGCGUGGAUGGGUAAAGCCGACAAUCUACCAGGCUAUGUACAAUGCUAUCACACGCGCCAUUGAACCCGAGCUCAUUCCCGCACUCCGAAAGUACAAGAUUGACCUCGUCAUCUACAACCCUCUAGCCGGUGGUAUUUUCUCCGGUAAGAUCAAGUCAAAAGCCAUCGUACCGGAAGAGGGCCGCUUCUCCGCGACUGCAUCUAAAACCGGUCAAAUGUACCGUGAGCGAUACUUCAAAGAUGCAACAUUUGAGGCACUUCGCAUUAUCGAGCCCGUUGCCGAGAAGCAUGGUCUCACACUGCUUGAGAUUGCGCUGCGAUGGGCUAUUCACCACUCUGAACUGAAGACACGCGUCAAGGGUGGUAACGAUGGAGUCAUCAUUGGAGUUUCGAGCUUUGCGCAGCUCGAGAGCAAUUUGAAGGAUUUGGAGAAGGGACCUCUGCCAGACGAUGUGGUCAAGGCAUUGGACGAUGCCUGGUUGGUCACGAAGGCGACAGCUCCACCCUACUUCCGAUAGUUUUGAAUAUUGUUAAAUGAUCGCCAAAUAAAGGCACAUAAGCAUAUUUGAAAUUGGCUACGCAAGAAAGUGAGAAAAUCAAUACCACCAUUAUCAGCCACUGAUGUACCCCGCCUUCGUUGCCCAGUAAGCCACAGACACAACAGCUCGCAGGUAGACCACGCCGACCUGGUUUUUCCCCAGCUGAGCUGCCUG